AUGCCUCUUGCGCGCCGUAAAAAGGUUAUCAUUACAAAAGACGAAGAAACACUGCAAAACGCAGACCCAGACACGCCAGUCUAUCAAAUUCCAGAAACGGGAGAGAUAUUCAGGGACUAUUCCUCUUUCGUGUCUAGAAUGUCCUUCUACGGCCUCAAGAUCUUCCAAUGCGAAACCUCUGGAAAGGGAAACUUGACCUUUUUCGAGGCGCUCGAGAGUGAAAAGGCGGAGGCGCGAAUGCUCGAUGCACGCUUCCCAGAGCCCCUCAAAGCAGCGAUUCUGAAGAGCGUUCAAUGGCAACUCGUUGGUCGUUUGGAUCACCUUGUAGAAGCCGUAUACGAUCGAUUCAAGGAUCGCUACUUUGAAGACGAACGUGUUUUCGUGGAUUUCGCGCUGAAUUCUGGCGAAGAAGACGCAAAGGAAUCUACUAUCAAAACUCGCUACUCCGUGCGCAUUAUCCAGGUCACACCCCCAGCCAAAAGCAAACCCACCAACGGCAAGCGAAAAGCUACCCAGAUGUUGAGCGACGAUACGGAAACGCAAACUCCCCCUCACGACAUAUAUGGAGACCUCAAAAUUCCCGUCGCGCAGGUAAACGCGCUCGACAAUCCAAAGGAGUAUGUCUACACGGUUCAGCUCACAGAUGAGGCUGUGAACACAAACGACACGGGCGCACAAGCCGUCGUACACGGAGACCUUCGCAACGGCGCUACGCAGAUGGACGUCCACUGCGAUGUCCUCUCCCGCGAUCGCCUGGCGUUUUCCAAGUCGAUUCUCAAACGCUUCAUUCGAGAAUGCGUCGACCGUGAUGCAGCUGUCGCGAGUCCCUGGAUUGUCAAACCAGAGAUUGCAACCAAAUAUGGCAUCAGCGUGCAGAUGCCCGACGAGAUUCGCAGAGACGUCGACGCAGUCAAGCGCUCUGAGACGGAGAAGCGAAAGAGAAUCAGCGAGGUAAAGGAACUUCCAUCACCCUCAAAGCGAGCAAAGCGCACCAAGCCGCCCCUGACGGAAGAAGAAAAAGCAGCAAAGGCCAAAGAGGAAGAGGCAGCCCGGGCAAAGAAGGAACGCGACGAGAUGCAACGACAGGCGUUGACUGGGUGUAAACGCGCUGUCAGUCGAUGGCCUGUCGAAGAUCUGGACGUGAUCCUCACCGAAAAGGAAAAAGCCUCCGGGAAGCCCGUCGUGCGCCCGUUGCCACACAGAACCUCCGAGUUUGCUGCACCAGAGUAUUUUGAAUCCUUUCUCAUGGCGUGGAACUUUAUAACAACAUACGGACACGCAUUCAACGUUUCUCCCUUCUCAUUGGAUACUUUAGAAGCAGCUCUACAUCAUUCUUCCGACGAACCAUGCUUCCUCAUCGACUGUUUACAUACUGGCAUAAUCUCGUCAUGCCGUUCCGUUGCCGCCGCCAUUACAAAGGCUCAAAUAGGUGUUACAUCGCUGUCAAACGAAUAUGGAGAUGAAAUGGAAACCGAUGACACCGUGGAUAUUCGAACGCUGUGCUCUGCAUUGAUUGCAUUUGGCUCGGGUUGGGAGAAAAAGGCUGUCAACCAUGAUACGUGGUGUAAUGCACUUGUUAGCAUUCUCAAAGAGCACGCCACCGUCCAAACAUUGCCUCAAAUGCGACCCAUCCUUGCUCACCUUCUCUUCCAACCGGCGCCGGCACCGGAGCCUGGAGUGGAAUCUACGACCCAGCCGGGGACCUGGAUACCAGCCAAGCCCAAAGAACGGUAUUUCUCAAUGGCCUUUCACCUCAAAAUCGCCGUGCUCGCCUUUUUGUGUGAUCUAUCUGCGACGGGAAAGGCGGUCCACAAUGCCCUUGAAACUUGCGAGGCUUCGUUGACGGAGAUGAGGAAAGAAAAGGUCGAAUUGAAGCGUCAGCAAAAGAAGGUCGCCGACCAGAUUCUUGCCAUGUCACCAGAGAAACGACGACUGGCCAACGGAAAGAACAAGAAGAAGCCCGGUUUAGUGGAGAACGGUGACGAAUCGGUUGCUCAGGACCAGGACUCGGCAGUCAGCGAGCACGACUCGGACGAGCAGGUUGCCGCUGCAGUCGCUGAUCUCUCGAUGGAUACUGCCCCGUCCGAGGCAGCGUCUGAUGAUGUUGCUGGUUCUUCGUCCAUGUCCGAUGUAGCAUACACGCCCUCCCGCUCAGCCGGUCGCAGCGCACGCGCGUCUCUCCGCUUUAAAGCUCAAGAUCAGGCCCGAGUCGCCAAGGAGAAGAAGAAAAAGGUUGAAAAAGAGCCCCCACCACUCACGAAGCAAGAAGAGGACGAACUUAGGCAAUAUGAGGAAGAGGCGGCGAGAAUCGAGCAAGCGCUAAACACUCUUGAACUGGAAUUUCGGCAAUACCUGUUACUCUCGCGCAUGCAACCCCUCGGUUAUGAUCGAUUCCACUCCAAGAUUUGGUGGUUUGAUGGUGUAGGGUGCAUGACGCUUGUGGACAAGGAUGGACAGAUCUUGUACGGCACGGGUAAAUUGUUUAUUCAAGGCCCGUCGCAGGACGACAUCGCCGUUAUCGACGCGAAAGCGCAGGUGGAUCCAAGUAUUGGUCUGCGAAGGGAAGCCGAGGAAGGAGAAGGAUUGUUGGGCGUGGGCGAGUGGGCUUGGUAUGAGACACCAGAAGAGGCGAGUGUCGUGAUCCAAUUCUCGGCAACCGCUUAUCUUUUGCAGAUUGAAUCAUAUAUCGAGUGGCUCAACACCAAAGGAGUCCGGGAGAAUGCUUUGGAGAAAGCAAUUGCACAGUGGAAACCAUACCUUGUCGGUGGCAUGGAGGCGAGGAUCAAUGAUUUGAAUCUCCAGAACAAGUCCGCAGAAGCGCGACGCGGACGGAAGAGCAACGCAUCGACGACGACAUCGGAUACAAAGGCACCGUACCUAAACUAUGUGAACCUCUACGCGACCAAGUAG
Molecule: messenger RNA, 2910 nt
Organism: Serendipita indica DSM 11827
Lineage: Eukaryota; Fungi; Basidiomycota; Agaricomycetes; Sebacinales; Serendipitaceae
Source: the annotation of a GenBank genome assembly